AUGUCUAAUCCCAAUGAUAUCAACCAAUUCAACGCAAGUGUAAAGAGGACCAGCGACAGAAUUCGUGGCAAUUCCACCUCACCACCUGGCCAACCAGGUGAGGCCACAACCGACGGUACCAACUUGGCAACAGGGAGCUCCCAACCAACGGGCUCGACAUCCACCUUACUGGCUGGCCAGGCUCGUAAAGGCCAGAAGUCAAAGAAAGGUGCUAGCCCGCCCAGUAACACACCAGAUGCCCCUCCUACAGGCUCGGCGCCCCCUCCUGGCGGUCAGUCGUCUGUAGAUGAGCAGUCGACCAACGCAUCUGCAAAGGAACCAGCUCCUACCGGAGAUACCACUGGAGCGAACGCCAUCCCAGGCUCAAACGCCUUAGGCUCCCAGGGAAGAUCUGCCACUACGCAAGCCGGUAGCCUGGACCUCGCUGAGUCCCUGGCGGGUAACCAAGCAGCAAGCACGACCUCAACCACCCAGCUCAUAGCUCCUGAGGUGAUAAAUAAAGCAGGCGUCAGCAACACAAAUUUACCUCCCCCAUCGCACCAAUCCGCCCAGGCCAAGUUCUUAGCUGGUACCAACACGAUCCUGAACAGGAUCGACAAAUGUUCUCCAGACGCGAUAAAAGAGUGGCUGUCCUCCAAAGGAUACUCUUUAGUGCCGAGGUUGGCGGAUUCUACGGAGUCUGAGGUGGUAAAGACCGGCAUAGUCAGCGCUCUAGUUGCCAGUGAUACCAAUUGUCAAGAAGCACCAAACCCGUCACAACCGGUAGUUCAGCCAACUCCAGCUACUCGCCCUGUAGCCAGUCACCGUACCAGCGCAACGCCUGCUCCAGCCCCUACUUCGACUAGUCAGGCCGUACCAAAGGGUACCGCUACACCUUCUGUAGUCGCCGGAAAUAAGCGUUCGGUCCCUAACGAAGUCUUUGACCUCACUGCAGAUGAAGAAUCCACUCCAGCUGAUAAGACCGAAGAGUCCACUAGCACCAUUAAGUUUAGCGACAAAGGAAUUGAGGCUCACGGAUUAGUCGCCCUUUCCAAGUAUUUCGCAUCCAAGAUGACCACUCUAGACGCUUAUAUCCCUGUGUCGGUGUUCAACCCUCAAUGGUUGCGUCAGGACCUUCUGCAACAAACUAUCCGCCCAAAAACGAUCCCAAAGCUUCUCAAACCAGCAAUCCUUCACGAGCCUUCCAGUCUAUGA
Messenger RNA from Melampsora larici-populina 98AG31, 1194 nucleotides. RefSeq lists its product as uncharacterized. The record is from RefSeq and is a predicted model, not a curated record. Bases 1 to 1194 code for a protein of 397 amino acids. The transcript has 3 exons. NCBI's taxonomy places the organism in Eukaryota, Fungi, Basidiomycota, Pucciniomycetes, Pucciniales, Melampsoraceae.